UUUCCCUACCCUGGUCGUCUUCGACGACGAAGGUGGGCCCCCCACUUUCGUCGUUGAUAAUAACACUAACAUUAACGACGACGAAGAAGAAACACCGACGACAAAGCCUGGAAUCAUUAAGCAUUGAUAUUUAGCAGUUUUUUUUUUUUAGCCAAAAUUAUGAGCAUUUUGGCACCGUUCCAGUUGUUGGAACUCAACGUGAUCUCGGCCCAAGACUUGGAGCCCGUCUGUCGUCGCAGAAUGCGAACCUACGCAGUGGCUUGGGUCCAUCGGGAACGCAAGCUCUCGACCCGUAUCGACACCCAAGGCCACACUAACCCAACAUGGAACGACAAGUUCGUUUUCCGUGUCGAUGACGAGUUCCUCAACGGUGACACGUCGGCCGUCAUGAUCGAAAUCUAUGCCGUACAUUGGUUCCGUGACAUCCUCGUGGGAACCAUCCGAGCCAUCGUUGGAAACGUUAUCCCGCCAAUUACUCGGCCGCGACAUCGCCACGAAGUACAGCUAGGGAUGAGGUUCGUGGCUCUUCAGGUUCGGAGACCAUCGGGUCGUCCCCAAGGGAUUUUGAACAUUGGGGUGGCGCUGCUUGAUAGUUCAAUGAGGAGCAUGCCUUUGUAUUUGCAAAUGGGGUCGUCCGCGGUUGGUUAUCGGCAUUUGAUGGGUGAGGAAGACCCGUUUCAAAGCUCCAAUAACAAUCCUCUUUCCACCACUACCAAAAGCAAUAACGAUAACCAUCAGCUUUUGCUCAAUGGGUUGAUCAAACCACAACUUCGACGGACAAAGAGUGAUUCGAGUUCGAUUUUCGAGUCAGAUAUAAGGCCAAGGAGAUCCAUUAAAGGUUCGUCCAUUAUCAAUGAUGGGUCAGUGGUCUACGGUGGUGGGUCAAUGGUUAACGGGUCAGAAAUCGGAAAAAACAACUAUAAGGUUAAUUCAAGGGGAAGUUCCAUGGUGAAUUACACGUUCGAAAAAAACAAUAAAAAGGGAAAGCCAAGUUCAAUUGUUAACGGGUCGGAGGAUCCAGGAAAAAAGGGUCCAGGAAAGGGCAACAAAGAUGGAAAAAUGGCGUUGAAAACACCACCUGGCAAGUCACCGAAUGGGUUAAGAUACAACGGGUUGGAUUACGAGGCUCCGAAACAAAUACGUGGGCCGAACAUUUUGACCGAUUCAGAAUUGGGUCCAUCACCAUCCGAAGUGGCAGCUGCGGUGGCCAGAAACAUGUACCUUAACAGAAUGGAUGAGACAGAGAGUUCAGUGGGAGGGUGGAGUUUAGAUGAAAGUAUCGAAGGGCUUCGGUCAAAACUAGAAAGGUGGAAAACCGAACUCCCACCAGUGUAUGACCGAGGUAGUGAAAUUUCUAGUUAUGUGUCUACUGGGAUUCCUAACACAACCAAGAAAACAAGACAUGCCAGAAGACACACUGACAAUGGUGGAUUGUUUUCAUGUUUUGGUAAAAUUUGUGGCUGUGAAAUUUCCAUUACUUGUGGUGUGGCAGCUGCAGCUAGGAAAAAGAGGAAAUUGCAUCGAUCCCCUUCUGAUGAUAACUUGAGUUUCCUUUGAAAUUGAGCAUCUCGGAUGGACUUAAAAAUGGCUUUUGAAGAUUGACCAAUUCAUGAAGUCGGAUCGAAUUUAAGUUUGGUUGUAUAUUUGCUUCAACAAAUUCCUCCUGUAUGCCUCAACAAAUUUCUAC
This is a messenger RNA of Durio zibethinus, 1687 nucleotides long. NCBI's taxonomy places the organism in Eukaryota, Viridiplantae, Streptophyta, Magnoliopsida, Malvales, Malvaceae. The record is from RefSeq and is a predicted model, not a curated record.